Molecule: messenger RNA, 1008 nt
Organism: Colletotrichum graminicola M1.001
Lineage: Eukaryota; Fungi; Ascomycota; Sordariomycetes; Glomerellales; Glomerellaceae
Exons: 3
Coding region: 1-1008 (335 amino acids)
Source: RefSeq, a predicted model, not a curated record
AUGGCUUACGAUCAAAGAACAAAGAGGAGAAAGACCGACGAUGACAACUAUGUCGACACAACGAGGAUCUCUUCCAGGUUCCAACCCUAUGAGGGUGGCCGUACCUGGACAGUCUCGGUUGCCAUUCCCAGCAGCAUUCUCACAGAUGCCAUAACUGCCGAGCGCCGCACUGCCGUUGCUGGUCGCAUCGCCCGAGCCCUUGCCGUCUUCUCCAUCGACGAGAUCGUCCUCUUCGACGACAGCCCGGUCGAGUCCCGCCCCAAGAACGUCGACACCAAGAGCUAUACCGGCGACAUUGACGGAUGCCACUUCCUCGAGCACCUCCUCGGGUACCUUGAGGUCCCGCCGUUUAUGCGCAAGAUGCUCUUCCCGCUCCACCCGAACCUGCGCCUCGCCAACCAGCUCCCCGCGCUCGAGAUGCCCCAUCACCCGAACCCGACCGACUGGCUGCCGUACCGCGAGGGUGUCGCUGGAAAGGGCACACCCCAGGGCACCUUGAUCGAGGUCGGCUUGAAGGACCCCGUUCUGAUCGAGGACGAGGUGCCCCCCAACACGCGCGUGACGCUGUCCUACCCGGACUACAACACAGACAAGGCGGAGGCCUGUGAUCCGUCGGCGCCGAGGGAAGAGGGUGGCUACUACUGGGGAUAUCAGGUACGGCGCGCCGACUCCCUGUCGGCCGUGUUCACGGAGUGCAAGUACGAGGGUGGUUACGACGUUAGCAUCGGCACGUCGGAACGUGGGCGCACGCUCUCGGAGGCGUUUCCCAGCGCGGCGCCUAUGGACUUCAAGCACCUGCUCAUCGUCUUCGGCGGCCCCAGGGGCAUUGAGUUCGCCGCCCUCAAUGACAAGGAGCUCGAGGGCAUGGAGAUGACUCCCGCUAAGACGAGGGAACUGUUCGAUCACUGGGUGAAUGUGCUCCCUGGUCAGGGAAGCCGUACCAUCCGCACAGAUGAGGCUAUCUGGGUGGCUCUCACGAGCCUGAGACGGUUGUGGGUUGAGGUGUGA